AGUCAUUUAUUUUUUCGUAUACAUUCCUUAAUUGAGCGAUAUUUAUACUAUACGAUUUCUAAUGAUCAACACAAACACUAAGUUUCGCAUCACGUGAAUUCCAUUUAAUCUAUUAGCAUUUUAGCGUGUAACUUCAGUUGUGAUCCUAAACAGCGUUAGUGUGAUCAAUACAUGUGGUCAAAUAGACUCACUCAUUUUUCAUAGAUACGAUUUCCUCACUAGUCUCACUUCCUCACCUCACUAAGUUCAUUACAUUCAACUCGAAUGUAUUUUUCGAGCUUUGAAGGUAUCCAAUUUAAUGUAAGAAUAACGUUAUAUCUUUAAAAACUAUAGAUCCAGUUGGAAGAAAUAAUCGCGAUAUUCUUAUAAAGAGUGGGCUUCAGUUCGUUAAAACCAUUUGAACCGAGUACAAAUUGUAUUUAUGAAUUUUGCCUGUGAUUAUUGGUUGACCAAUUUAUCACAGUUGCAUAAUCGUUUGUACAUUGCAUGAGCGACUGUGCGACCAAAAAUUAGCGGCUGGUGAAAUACAUGCGUGACACUUACGCGUUGCAAGGAACAUUGCCCAGCUAUCGAAAAGUACGGAUUUACAUCGUCCAGGGAAGUGUUUUAUUAGCAGUACAGCCUCAAGUCACACAACUUGUACAAUUCUUGUAGUUUCCUGAAUUAACUUUAAAAGCCUGCACUACUGAAUAACUCGAUAUAAGUUAGGAUGAAUCAGUGAAUCAGGAUGGGGGAGCCAAUUCAUGACUGCACCUGACGACUUUACGUUGAAGUACAAGCUAUUCUUAUAGCAUUAAUAUAAUCAAGAAUGGAUUAAACUUUUAUGGAAAAUGCUGGUUCCGACCCAGAAUGUUCUUGGGUCUUCAAGAGCGGACGGUGGGCGCGUCAACACCGCAGCCGAUCGCUUCCGACUCGACCAAGGUAAACGAGCGCUCCAGAAACUCCUUGCUGAGAAGAGGAAGGCCAAGGCGAAACGCUUAAAACUCAGCGACUAUGUGCGCCUGUACUGCACUAUCUUUGGUGGUCUUUUGAUCAUCGUGGGCUUUUCAGUUCUCAUCUUUUUGGUGCCAAUGAAAAUUGACCCGGCAUUGGCGACACUGUCGUACGAGUUCAACCCUACACCUGUGAUCUUGACAGUAGAACGUGUGGACUUUAUUAAAGGGAUAAGCAAAAUUGACUGGUGCUCGUGUACCGAGGCGUGCACCAGAGACGUCUUCGAGUGCUACCAUAUCAUCGUAUCCUACAACAGCCUUCCUGGAGGCAGGUACGUCACCUCGGGGCUGUUGGAGGCCCAACAAAUGUUGGUGGAGCUGGAUGCGACUGAGGCAACUGAUGGCACAAACACUGGUAGUCCUGCCAGUGAGAUCAAGAGUUCAGCGAGUGAACGCGGGGCGCUCGAGAGUUCAGUGAGUGAACACGAGGCACUCGAGAGUUCAGUGAGUGAACACGAGGCACUCGAGAGUUCAGUGAGUGAACACGAGGCGCUCGAGAGUUCAGUGAGUGAACGCGAGGCGCUCGAGAGUUCAGCGAGUGAACACGAAGCACUCGAGAGUUCAGUGAAUGAAGGCGAGAGAAAUAAUCCUAGAAGAAGCGAAAACGUGAGUGACGAUUCUUUGUGGUCUAGAACCAAUCAUAGAAUUUCCUUAUUAGAAAUAAAUAACAGCACAUCGCCGGAUAGGAGAAAAAGAAGACUCAAACGCAACACUUCAGUGGGCCAGGGCUGUCGGUAUUGUUUGAAUUGUGAAGUAUGCAGCGCCAAACUUUUGGUCAAUGUCAAAGGCUGCGGCUAUCCUCCAGAAGUGAACUGUACCGAGUUUCUGGAGAAGUACGGCAAGCCAGGCCGCCGGCUACCAGGUUAUUACAGCUCAUUAGACUCCAGUAUUGCACUCGCCGAGUAUGACGAGAGUUUAAUUAGACGAGAACUGGGGGAGGCGCUCGGCUAUACGUUCGGCAUGAUGGUGCUCGGUGUUUGUAUCAUCGUCAUGCUACAUCUUCCUUACAAAAAGCUACUUGCAAAGAUCCCUGGCCGGAAAAUACGCACUUCCGAGUCAGAAGAUCAGUUCCGGACGGUAGCGAAGCAUUAUGCUCACAUGAGCGUCGCCGACUCUAUUUCCAAAGUCGCUGCGCGGAUGAUCAGACUCAACAGAAAUUCUCGAGACGAAACAAUUUUCAACUCUCGAGCUGACAUCAGCACAGCUAGCAGCACCCUCAGCAACGGCGAAUUCAAAUCCGUAGCAAUCAUCAGCAACGCUGACGCGGCUCCAGGGAGGAGAGGCGCUGCCGAGGACUCGCUUAUUCGAGUUCAAAGCGAAGACGGCGGCAACAACGCUUGGGGCGACAACCUUGACUUUGAACCUCAUCUAACUUUCGCUCGCUUACCUCCGGUAACUGAGGACUCGUUCCCGAGAUACCCAGCCCCAGACAGGUUAAUAAACAAUGAUGGUCUAGAAACGAAUAUUUUAGACAGUUAUAAUAAUCAUGCAAGUAAUUUUGUAGACAUUGACUUCCCACCAACCAGAGGCGAUUGGCGUGUUGACAACACCAACAGACAACCCCGAGGGAACGGUAACUUCAACCACAAUUUUGUUGAAAUUCCUGAACCAGUUGAUCGAUCAGGGCGAUUCCCUGUAAAUAAAUGGUAGCCAUAAAAAUAAUCUAAUACACUAGAAUACUUUAUGUUGUUAUUAUCUUAGCUAUUGUGAACCUCGCCUAUCAUUGAUUUCAUGGCAGGAAUCAUGAUCAGAAUCCAGCUCUGCACUGUCAUGAGUAACGUUCAUCCCAGAAGUUGGUCGGGCAAACGAAACGUUGGGUUCUGUUUUCGUUUUAUUUUAGGAUUGCCACGCUGGUGAAGUGGCCGGAUUUAAAUAAUUUGAAAGCGAGCUGCGGCCGCGAAACCUUCAACUUGCUGUAAAAAUUGUAAUUGAAACCAGUGAGGUGGCCGAGUUGUUAAAAAACACUAAGAUUGCUGUGACUUGCGGGUUCGAGAACCGUAUCAAGUAGCAAAAUAUUUGAGACGUCUAUAAACGAAAAAAAUAUAACUCAGUACUCACUGCAGUGAGUGAC
This is a messenger RNA of Hyalella azteca, 3063 nucleotides long. RefSeq lists its product as uncharacterized. The transcript is spliced from 2 exons. Gene Ontology annotation, molecular function: sodium channel regulator activity. The record is from RefSeq and is a predicted model, not a curated record. The coding region runs from base 831 to 2642 and encodes 603 amino acids. Gene Ontology annotation, biological process: regulation of sodium ion transport. NCBI's taxonomy places the organism in Eukaryota, Metazoa, Arthropoda, Malacostraca, Amphipoda, Hyalellidae.